Molecule: messenger RNA, 1994 nt
Organism: Brachypodium distachyon (stiff brome)
Lineage: Eukaryota; Viridiplantae; Streptophyta; Magnoliopsida; Poales; Poaceae
Product: ferredoxin--NADP reductase, root isozyme, chloroplastic
Exons: 6
Coding region: 603-1745 (380 amino acids)
Molecular function (GO): oxidoreductase activity
Source: RefSeq, a predicted model, not a curated record
UAUUCAGAUGCUGUAUUUUCGUGGGAAACCAAGACAAAAUGGCGAAGUGGGAUGAUCAGCUCAGCUCAGAGGUUCAUCUCUGUGGGAUGAAUGCAAAGCAAAUGCAAAUCAUACGAGUAAAACCUGCGCCGAUUCAUGCAUGCGCCUUAGCCAGGUUGGUCUGCAACUCUGCAUCUCUGACUUUGUGAUCCGAGUGAGAGGCAAAGUGGCCUUUCAUGGCACCACAAGGCCAUAUUUUAGCAGCCAAGGCAGGCAGGCACUCAAGCAGCCAUCUCUUCUCAGCCGGCUCACUGGACCAUCCCAGCAGCCAAGUCUCUCUCCUUCUCUAUAUUCUCUCCCUGUAGACGACACUUGAUUAAUAUAAUCAAAACUUAAUCGAAUAUUCUAUUCGAAGCUCCAUCGAGGGUUAGCCAAGUUUACGGGCGAUUGAUUGCUGAUUGUUUAAUUAGCACCGGGCCAACCCCGGGGGGAGGACGUCGCCGUCCCUUCCGUCGCCUCAAGGGCUCAGUCGCUCCUCCGAUCCCCAUCCUAUAAACCCGCCGCCUCCUCCUUCCCCCAGAUCAAAACCCCUCUUCCUCCUCCGUCCAGCCACCCAUCGGACCAUGGCGACCGCUGCCGCUGCUGCGUCCCAGGUGGCCGUCUCGGCGCCCGUCGUCUCGAGUCGCGGCGCGAGGAGCUCUCGGAUCCAGGGUGGCAGCAACCUUAGCUUUACCAACAGAUCAUGGAUUGGCACCACAUUGGCGAGCGAAAGCAAGGUCGCUGCACAACGGAGGCAUGUGAGCAAGGUGCUCUGCUCAGUUCAACAAGCGAGCAAAAGCAAAGUUGCUGUCACGCCUCUUCAUUUGGAGAGCGCCAAGGAGCCGCCACUCAACACAUACAAGCCCAAGGGGCCUUACACGGCAACCAUCGUCUCAGUUGAGAGGGCGGUAGGACCUAACGCUCCAGGGGAGACUUGCCAUGUCGUCAUUGAUCAUGGUGGCAAUGUACCUUACUGGGAGGGGCAAAGUUACGGCAUUAUUCCUCCUGGAGAGAACCCAAAGAAGCCUGGAAACCCACAGAAUGUUCGACUUUACUCAAUUGCAUCAACUAGGUAUGGAGAUUCAUUUGAUGGAAAGACCGCCAGUUUAUGUGUUCGCCGUGCAGUUUAUUAUGAUCCUCAAACUGGCAAGGAGGACCCCUCGAAGAACGGUGUCUGCAGUAAUUUCUUGUGCAACUCAAAGCCUGGCGACAAGAUUCAGCUGACAGGCCCCUCUGGCAAAAUAAUGCUCCUACCCGAGGAUGAUCCAAAUGCAACGCAUAUCAUGAUUGCCACGGGCACCGGUGUUGCUCCGUACCGUGGGUAUCUACGUCGCAUGUUCAUGGAAGAUGUCCCAAAUUACAGAUUUGGUGGCCUGGCUUGGCUCUUCCUUGGUGUGGCUAAUUCUGACAGCCUUCUGUAUGACGAAGAAUUCACAAGCUACCUUAAGCAGUAUCCAGACAAUUUCAGGUUUGACAAAGCACUAAGUAGGGAGCAGAAGAACAAGAAUGGUGGCAAGAUGUACGUUCAGGACAAGAUCGAAGAGUACAGCGAUGAAAUUUUCAAGCUUUUGGAUGGCGGUGCACACAUCUACUUCUGCGGUUUGAAAGGAAUGAUGCCAGGGAUUCAGGAAACACUCAAGAAAGUGGCAGAGCAGAGGGGAGAGAGCUGGGAUCAGAAGCUAUCGCAGCUCAAGAAGAACAAGCAAUGGCACGUUGAGGUUUACUAGGGUUUGAAUGCUCGGGUUUUGUGUAUGAUUGCUCUGCCGUGAGGCCAUGCCAAGAGAAGGCAGAAAAAACACAUAUUGAAUGAUUCUUGUGAUGGUGUAAAAUUACCAAAGAUUAUUUUGGGGGAACGAUCAUAAAAUCAUUCAUGUAAUUCAUAAGCUUCUGCACCAUACAGUGGGUGAAAUGAAGCAUGUUACUUCAGUUCUUACAAUUUCUUCAGGUGUUACCAUCUGAAGCAGGAUUUGUGAGCA